AUGAUUACCAGAGAAAUAUUGACUAGGUUUAACAAUCUUAGAUUUUUCAGAAAAUAUUCUGCGAACUGUAGGUAUCUUAGUAAUGAUAUCUGGAAUGAAGAGUUGUCCAUAGAUCUGAAACGUAAAAUUGAGAAACACUGGAAAGAUAAGCUAUGUUUAGGUACAUUUGAUAGAAAUAAUGCUGGAAAAAAAUUUUAUGUUUUGUCAAUGUUUCCUUAUCCAUCUGGUAAUUUACACAUGGGCCAUGUUCGGGUGUAUGUUAUAGCAGAUUCAAUUGCCAGAUUUCAUCGUAUGAAUGGACAGAAUGUUUUCCAACCAAUGGGUUGGGAUGCUUUUGGACUACCUGCUGAGAAUGCAGCUAUAUUACAUGGUUUGAAACCUGAUGAAUGGACUUAUUCAAAUAUUGAUCAUAUGAAAAAACAACUGCAAGAACUUGGAUGCAGUUUUGAUUGGACUAAUGAAGUAACUACCUGUGAUCCAUCAUAUUAUAAAUGGACUCAGUGGUUUUUUAUAAAAAUGUUUCAAUCAAAACUCAUUUAUUCUAAAGAAGCUGAAGUCAAUUGGGAUCCAGUAGAUGAAACAGUUUUGGCUAAUGAACAAGUAGAUGAAAAAGGACACUCUUGGCGUUCUGGUGCUGUUGUUGAGAAAAAAAUAUUUAAACAAUGGUUUAUAAGAACAACACAAUUUUCUAAAGCUUUGUUUGAAGGGUUAAAUGAUCCAUCAUUAAUGAAUUGGAGAGAUAUUAUAAAUUUACAAAAACAUUGGAUUGGAGAAUGUUAUGGUUAUAGAUUCGAUUUUCAAGUAUAUACCGACAAUGUAUACCGAACAAUGCUUAAUAUUUGGACACAACAUCCAGAACAUGUACCAUUAGCCACAUUUAUUUAUAUUAAACCCAAUUCUUUUGUUCAUAAAUAUUAUGUUCAAAAUCAUAAAAAUGUACACAUUAAGAACUUAAUUACAGGCAACAUGUUACCAAUAUUAGUUACUAACCGUGUUGAGUUUCCUGAUGGACAAGAAACACGUUUAGGUUUGCCUCAUGCAUUCUCUAUUGAUGAAGAGUUGGCUAAAGAACACAAUUUUACUUAUUCUGUAAACCAAGAAUCUCAUUUAUCUAGAGAAGCAAUUUGUGAAAAAGCUAAAGAAUUAAAUGCUGGAGGUUAUCCAGUGAGUUCCAAAUUGCAAGAUUGGCCAAUAUCUAGACAAAGAUAUUGGGGAACUCCUAUACCAAUAAUUCAUUGUAAUGAUUGUGGAGCACAAGCUGUACCAGAAGAUAAAUUACCAGUAAAAUUACCAGCACUUGACUUACAAAGUAAUAAAAAAAUUAAAUCUUUAAAGUUAGCUGAGGAAUGGAUCAAAACUACCUGUCCAAAAUGUGGCAAAGAAGCAAAAAGAGAAACGGAUACAAUGGAUACUUUUGUCGAUUCCAGUUGGUAUUAUUUAAGAUAUUUGGAUCCUAAUAAUAAUUCUCAACCAUUUAAUAAAACUUUAGCUAGCCAAAUGAUGCCUGUCGAUAUUUAUGUUGGUGGAAAAGAGCAUGCUGUCUUACAUCUUUACUAUGCUAGGUUUUUCAACCACUUCUUGCAUUCUAUUGGUUUUACUCCUAGUUCAGAACCAUUUAAAAAAUUAUUGGUUCAAGGUAUGGUAAUGGGUCAAUGUUUUAAAAAUAAAAUCAAUGGGUCAUAUUUAAAAGAAGAUGAAGUAGUUAAAAUAGGUAAAACAUAUUUUACCAAAAAUGGCAAUCAUCCAGUCAUUGCAACAUGGGAAAAAAUGAGUAAAUCUAAACUCAAUGGAGUAGAACCAAAAAGUACCAUAAAAGAAUUUGGAGUAGAUACAAUGCGGUUAUUAAUAUUGUCAAGCGUAGCGCCUACAUCAAAUAGAAAUUGGAAUUCUGAUACUUUCCCUGGCAUUUUAAACUGGCAAAAUAGAUUAUGGCUGACUAUUCGAGAAUUUAGAUCAGUUAGAAAAAAUAAUAAUAUUCUGAGAGAUACAAUUAAUUUAUCUGCAUUUCAAAAAGAAGAAAUUAAAUUAAAUAAUAAUCGUAAUUAUUAUGUGAAAAAAACUUCAAGUAACUUCAGGAAGUCGUAUCAAUUAAGUGUGGCAAUCUCAAAGCUUCAAGGGUUGACAAAUGUCCUGAGGAAAUCCUCUAAAGAAUUGGUUAAAUAUAGUACAGAGUAUGAAAAAUUAUUAGCUGUUCAGAUAAUAAUGAUAGCUCCAAUGGCUCCACAUUUUGCAUCUGCUCUAUGGAGUGGAUUUGUAUCAGCACCUGGGCGUAUUAAUGAAAAUUGGGACCAAAUAAAUUGGAAUGAUGAUGUCAUCAAUCAAAAAUGGCCUCAAGUGGAUUGUGAUUAUACCUUAAAAUUAUAUUGUUUGGUUAACAAUGCUGUAAAAUGCGUAUUAGAAAUGCCCAAAAGAGAAAUAACUUUGUUAAAUAAAGAAGAAGCUGUUAAAUUGGCUAUGAAACAAGAUAUUAUUAAACAGUACACAUCAUCAUGGACAAUUAUUAACACUGAAUUCCAAAACUAUGAAGAUGAUGAUGCAUAUAUUUACAUAAAGACUGAUAGGAUAUCUGUUUCAAAUACUAAAUGUACAGAUUCCAUAACUGUUGAAAAUAAAGUUUAGUUAUUAGAUUAUUAGUACAGUGAUAUAUUAAUCUUACUUGUUUAUAUUGUUAAAAGAUUAUUUUGAAGUUUAUUGAUUUACUUUGUGAUUAUGCACAUUUAUACUACACAUUCAAAAUUAUUGCUCAAACAAUAUAAAUAUAAGAUACAUUGUAUUUA
This is a messenger RNA of Sipha flava (yellow sugarcane aphid), 2777 nucleotides long. RefSeq names its product probable leucine--tRNA ligase, mitochondrial (gene LeuRS-m). The record is from RefSeq and is a predicted model, not a curated record. The transcript has 10 exons. Gene Ontology annotation, biological process: mitochondrial translation; leucyl-tRNA aminoacylation. Gene Ontology annotation, cellular component: mitochondrion. Gene Ontology annotation, molecular function: ATP binding; leucine-tRNA ligase activity; aminoacyl-tRNA deacylase activity. Lineage: Eukaryota; Metazoa; Arthropoda; Insecta; Hemiptera; Aphididae. The coding region runs from base 1 to 2619 and encodes 872 amino acids.